Messenger RNA from Oncorhynchus gorbuscha (pink salmon), 2247 nucleotides. RefSeq lists its product as uncharacterized. The coding region runs from base 673 to 2247 and encodes 524 amino acids. Gene Ontology annotation, biological process: neuron projection development. The transcript has 2 exons. The record is from RefSeq and is a predicted model, not a curated record. NCBI's taxonomy places the organism in Eukaryota, Metazoa, Chordata, Actinopteri, Salmoniformes, Salmonidae. Gene Ontology annotation, cellular component: plasma membrane.
AGGGGCGGCUGUUUUUUCGCCGUGAAACCUUCUAUUCGAUAACACCCAUUCAUGCAUUUUUAUGUCUCAUUUUUUUCUCCCAGGUGGACGGAGUGACAAUGACGCUGUCUGCCUGACUAUCUGUGCAUCUCCUCAUUAUCAUUCUCCCUCCCCCUCUCCACCCAAUCCUCUAGUCCUAUCUACCAUCCCCCUGUACACCACACACAAAGCCAAACAACCACCACCACCCAUCUCUAACAACGUCUCACACACACACACACACACACAUAUAGACACACACACAUUCGCACACACACUACCCCUGUCUCCUGGAAAGGGAUUUAAAGAUUCGCAGCCUCUCAUUUGUAAUCAGAUGAAAGAGAGGAUUAUCUCAAGGUUUCCUCCAUCUUGUUCACAGCCAGGAUAGAGAGAGGGAGAAGGAAGAGGAGGAGACUAGUGGAAGGGAGGGCGCUGUGGAUGGUGCGUGGCGAGAGAGGGGGGGGGAGUCACCUGUGGAUGUGAGGGAAGGAGAAGCGCUUUCCUUUCCAACAUCCUGGACUAACAGGGGUUCUCCGGGGAUCCUGGGGGAUAACUGGACUCUGACACUGAGUGAUUGAGAAAGAGAGGGAGAGGAGGAGGAGAGAAAAGGAACAUAAGGCACGGAUCUCAUAUUCUUCCUGAAAGGGCUUUCCCAUGGCAGAGAGUGGGCAUCCUGUGUCUGAGUUAUACCCACCAGAGGGCAGUGUUUCCCUUGACUCUGCCCUCUUUACCGACCCCUUUUUACCCCUCUCCCAGAGCUCCACAGAUGGGCUGACAGGUCCCCUGGGGCAGGAGGAACUCAGGAGGAGCUCCAGUGAGCAUACAGCUCCAUGCUCUAACAGAGACAGAAAGAAUGACAGCCAGGGGCCUACUCAGGCUGUCCAGCACACCAUCCAACAACAUGUGGACCCCAGGACUACUGUUCGCCCUCACAGUAUGGCUGAGUCAUCAUACACAGCCCAUCACCAUGAAGAGGGCAUCACCAGCCAUGGUCACCAAGCCAGCGGGGACGUGUUAUCAGCCUUCGGAGAGAGCCAGGAGCCUUACCCCUCGUCAUCAUCCCAGAAAGACCUGAGAGGACUGGAUCUGUCCAGGCUGCCUGUCCAGAGGAGUCACUCACAUACCCUCCACAUGCUCAGGGAGGUUUCUGCCCCCCCACCCCGCUGUGAGACCAGCUGCCCCUUGUAUCCAGGGAGAGACUACCUUUUCCAGGAUGCCUCUCCUCAGGCCUUCUCCAGGUUUGCCUGCAAGCAGCCCAUGCAGGUCCAGAACUGCAACACUGUCAACACCACCAGCAGAGGGGGAAAUGGUAGAGGAGGCAGCCCCACACAGCAGCCUCAGGCCGGGAGUGUCAGGGUCGGUGCCCCUGGCCCCUCUAACACAGCCACUAAGGUCGGCGAUGAGACCCAACAACAACAUUCAUGUGAGGAGGCCAUCUGCUACUGCGCUUUUGUCCAUCACCACGGGGCGUUGGAGGACACGUUUGCGGCGUACUGCCACCCCCAGCCCAUCCUCGCCACUGCCCAGUUGAUGCCACGCUUUCCAGGCACCGAAGCUAAGUUCAGAGACCAGAGGGUGCUGCCACCUCACCCGGCGCCUACCCUCAUCUCCCUCCCUUGUCUCAUGUCCUCUGGCAGUGAGACAGGACUGGAUGCCAAGCGCCUGCUGCAAUGCUGCAACCUCAAUUGCCAUCUCAACUGCUCCUGGGCCAACACUCUGCCCCCUAGUGGAGCCCUGCAGCAGCAGGAGAAUAGUUGUCCUAGCAGCAACAAUAGAGCCACCAGGGACACAGGGACUAUGACAUCCCACAGGGAGCUCAGGGACGUGGGGGUGCAGACUGGGAAGAUCCACGAGGCAUGCCUGGCCCAUGUGUUCCCCCAGGUCUGCCUGGUGGAGAAGAACAGGAAUGAGAAUGGGAACGAGAGCAGGAAUGAGACGGAUACAUCCCAGAAGUCCCCAGUGAAGGAGGUGAAGUGGGAUGCGGAAGGGAUGACGUGGGAGGUGUACGGGGCAUCUGUGGACCCUGAGGAGCUUGGUUUGGCCAUCCAAAAGCACCUGGAGCUGCAGAUCAAGGAGACGGCUGGCCGCGCUGCUAACCUUUCCUGCCAGGAUACCGCCACGUCUCGGAAGAGCAGUAGUGGCGCCGGCGACAGGAAGAAGAGGGGCGGGGUGAUGGGCUCAAUCAGGACCCCAGCCUGCUGCGCAAGCUCCAGCACGGCUGUGGACUGA